Molecule: messenger RNA, 354 nt
Organism: Fusarium vanettenii 77-13-4
Lineage: Eukaryota; Fungi; Ascomycota; Sordariomycetes; Hypocreales; Nectriaceae
Exons: 2
Coding region: 1-354 (117 amino acids)
Source: RefSeq, a predicted model, not a curated record
AUGGAAGGAGAUAUUCCCCAGAAGGACGAGCUUCAGGCUCGGGCUAUGGAAGGCCGUCCCAUCACUCAGUCCGAAGCAUCCACCAUCGCCACCAACGAGUCCGACAUGACGGGUCAUGGUCCCAUCAAAGGUGGCACUGCAGCUACUGCUCAGAGUAUCCAUGACCGACAGCAAAACUUUCUUGAAAAGGCGGGCGAUAUCGCUCGGAAGCCUAUUGACGAGAUUACAAAGAAGGACGCAGCUGAGGUGCAGAGCGCAGAGUCUCGCCUCGCCGGAGGACCUGUAGGGAGAGGAUCGUUUUCGUCGGAUGUUCAGUCGGUGGCUGAUCAGAAUGCACGGGCAAGUAGGGAGUAG